AUGUGCUUACCACUAAAGUUCAUACAAUUAUUCAUUCGAAUAAAUUGCUUUUGUUUCAUCAUAUUUGGAAUAAUACUUAUUACCUAAGUAUUUGUUUCACUUAAUGAAGAUAUUAACAAUAGCCAAGAUGUAAGAUUUAUUAUUUUAUCUUAUAAGGGAGUUGUAUUCACAUUUUCUGUAGGUUUAGCUACUAUUAUAGUAGGUGCAUCAGGAUUAUUAAGUUCAUAUUGUCCAAACUUUUGCAUCAUUUUUGUUUAUUCCUGUUUCAUUAUAUUUAUAGGAGUAUUAACUGUCUAUGUUACUAUUUGUUUGACCAUUUUAUAAGAUUAAAUAUUGAACAAAGAUUUUGAUGAUUGUAUUUCUUCUUCUUUACCUACUGCUCAAAAAACUAAAGAAUAAAUUUUAUGGGCAGAAACUCAGUUUUGUAAACAAAAUUGUCUUUGUUACAUUGAAAGAAUUUAAGAUUGGGAUCCAGAUUACUUAGAAAAUAAUCGAAUAUCUUAUACUACUAAUAUAUAAAUUAGUGACAUCAUCAAAUAUCCUGAUUGCAAAAAAUCUAUUAAAGUUUAAGGGGUUUCCUAAAAUUACAUUGCAACUUUAGAAGAAAAAUAUAAUUGCUCUGGUUGGUGUAAACAGCAUCCAGUUUACUUAUUUUCAAACAUUAAUAAUGGAGUACCGUAUAUAUUUUAUUAAUAUAAGAAAAGACGGUUGUUUUUCCUAUUUUGAAUAAGAAUACAUUUAUUAGGUGAAUAGAGCAUACAUUGAUUAUCUAAUUGUUGAUAUUCUAUAUCUUUUUAACUUAGCAUUUGCUAUUUGUUAGUGUUAUUAAACAAAUAGACAAAAGAAAUCUAGGAUUUAUCCGUAAAUACUUUAUGAACUAGCAUCUUAAUGA
Messenger RNA from Paramecium sonneborni, 892 nucleotides. Lineage: Eukaryota; Ciliophora; Oligohymenophorea; Peniculida; Parameciidae. The record is from the annotation of a GenBank genome assembly.